Molossus molossus (Pallas's mastiff bat) is the source of this 2093-nucleotide messenger RNA. RefSeq names its product DnaJ heat shock protein family (Hsp40) member C21 (gene DNAJC21). The record is from RefSeq and is a predicted model, not a curated record. Gene Ontology annotation, molecular function: zinc ion binding; nucleic acid binding. The transcript is spliced from 12 exons. Gene Ontology annotation, cellular component: cytoplasm. Bases 207 to 1805 code for a protein of 532 amino acids. Lineage: Eukaryota; Metazoa; Chordata; Mammalia; Chiroptera; Molossidae.
CCGCGUGCCGCAGCCCGCGCCGCCGGUCCCCGCCGCGCGCCCCCGCUGCCCCGCGCCCCCGCCGCCGCGCUCGCUGGCUGGCCCAGUGCGGGCGCCCGGCUCCCGCCGCGGGAGAGGACCGCCAGCGCUGCCACCACCCCUUCGGCCCGGGCCCGGGCCCCUACCCCGCCGCGGGCCCCGGCCCCGGCCCCCCGGCCGGCCGGGCGAUGAAGUGUCACUACGAGGCGCUGGGGGUGCGGCGCGACGCCAGCGAGGAGGAGCUCAGGAAGGCCUAUCGGAAGCUGGCCCUGAAAUGGCACCCGGAUAAAAAUCUGGAUAAUGCCGUGGAAGCAGCUGAGCAAUUUAAAUUAAUCCAAGCAGCGUACGAUGUGCUGAGUGACCCUCAGGAAAGAGCAUGGUAUGAUAAUCAUAGGGAGGCUCUGCUCAAAGGGGGGCUCGAUGGGGAGUACCAGGACGACAGCCUAGAUCUGCUGCACUAUUUCACUGUUACCUGUUACUCUGGUUAUGGAGACGAUGAGAAGGGCUUUUAUACGGUAUAUCGUAAUGUUUUUGAAAUGAUUGCAAAGGAAGAACUAGAGUCUGUGUUGGAAGAGGAUGAUGAGGAUUUCCCAACUUUUGGAGACUCUCAGAGUGACUAUGAUACGGUCGUCCACCCUUUCUACGCCUACUGGCAGAGUUUCUGCACCCAGAAGAACUUCGCUUGGAAGGAGGAGUACGAUACCCGGCAGGCCUCCAACCGCUGGGAGAAACGCGCCAUGGAGAAAGAAAACAAAAAGACUCGGGACAAAGCCAGGAAAGAGAAGAAUGAGCUUGUCCGGCAGCUGGUGGCUUUCAUCCGGAAAAGAGAUAAAAGAGUGCAGGCCCACCGGAAGCUGGUGGAGGAGCAGAACGCAGAGAAGGCGAGGAAGGCCGAGGAGAUGAGGCGGCAGCAGAAGCUGAAGCAGGCCAAACUAGCAGAGCAGUACAAAGAACAGAGCUGGAUGACGAUGGCCAACUUGGAGAAGGAGCUCCGGGAGAUGGAGGCGCGGUACGAAAAGGAGUUUGGAGAUGGCUCCGAGGAAGAGGAAAUGGAGGAGCAGGAGCUCAGAGACGGGCAGGAUGCUGGAGACAGCGAUGAGGCCGAGGAUGCAGGGCUCUGUGAGGACCUGUACUGCCCGGCGUGUGACAGAUCUUUCAGGACGGAGAAGGCCAUGCGGAAUCAUGAAAAAUCAAAGAAGCAUCGGGAAAUGGUGGCCUUGCUAAAACAACAGCUGGAGAAGGAGGAAGAAAAUUUCUCGGGACCGCAGACUGAUGAGAAUCUAUUGACUGCCAAUUCCGAGGAAGAAAUGGAGGACGCACCAAAACAAAAGCUUUCUAAAAAACAGAAGAAAAAGAAACAGAAACCAGCACAGAAUUACAAUGAUAAUUUCAAUGAAAAUGGAACUGGAGAAGGAGUAAAAGUUGAUCCAGAAGAUACCAACUUAAAUCAAGACAGUGCCAAAGAAUUAGAAGAUUGUCCCCAAGAAAGUGUCAGCGUCACAGAGACUGUUCAGCUGUGUGAUGACCCAAAAAGUGAGGCUAAAAGUGUUUCUAAACCCAGAGGAAAGAAAGCCAAAGAUACGAAAAAACCUGUCAAAGUACCUGCUGAACCACAGACACUGAGCGAUGUCCUUUUGAGCUGUACAACCUGCCACAGUGAGUUUCCAUCCCGGAAUAAACUCUUUGACCAUCUGAAGGCCACAGGCCACGCAAGAGCACCUUCAUCAUCUUCCCUAAAUGGUGUGACAGGCAGUCGAAGCAAGAAAGAGAAACGUAAAAACAGAUAGGCAUUCUGCCGACGCUUUUUUUUUUUGAUUGUCUUUAGAUUUUGAAACCAAAAACUGGACUGAAAUCAUCUAAAGAGUUAAAAUUUCAGUGAUCUGCAAUUUACUGCAUUGUGGAAGAUUAUUUUUUAUCUUGUAAAAACAUUUUUCUGUUUAAUAUAUAUAUUUUUAAACAUUUCAUUAGUGAUUGAACUCUACUUUUGCCAUCUGAAUUGACUUGAAUAUCUCAAAACAGGUAAAUAUUGUAAAGUACGUGUUCUUGAUUUCUGUUGGCUCAUGUGGACAGAAAUG